CCAUGGAGUUCAGUCACAAGUGAAUGGAAUCUGUUUGUACUCGAUGUUGUGUUUCGUAUAAAAAUUAUCUGUGAAUUUUAAUUUUGCCCCUAUACAAUAACCAAGGAGAGGUUUUCAAGACUUCAGAAGUUUCUUUCUUUAAUAUGGACAUUACCAAAGAGGUAGAAAGCGCCUUAGAAGAAGAAGGAUAUGUUAAAAUUGACUCUACAUCACCCAGCACAAUGACCACUGCUACGAUAACAUCCCCUGUUUCCCUUGCCGAUAACACAUCGAGUUUAUCAGCUGGAUCUUCGGUAAAUUCUCAGCCUGUAAGUCGAGUAACAAGCCCUGUUCAACAGCAAAUUAGGGCUGAUCUCCCUUCAUCUAAUGCUCCAAAAAACCCAACUGUGAAAAGCCCGUAUGAGACAAAUUUGGGUUCAUCUUCUUCUUUAUCGACGUGGCAAAGACAAAAUUCGGGUCAAACGAGCGAGGAUGAUCAAAUCGGUAGUAUGUGGAGCUGGAUGUCUAGUGCUGUUUCAGCUGGAUUACAGACAACGCAAAAUCUGGGCCGAAAUAUCGUUGAGAAGACCAAGGUAAGUUUGUUCAAAAUAUUCUUGAAACAAAACAUAAGCUUAACUUAUUAGUUUAUUUCGAUAUUAAAUCUUAUUUAAGCUUAUAAACAUAUGUUUGGUAAUUAAAAAAGUUUACAGUUGUGUAUUAUGCUGAAUACAUUUUGAUGAUUUUCUUUCUUUGUUUCCUUUCUUAGACUUCUGUUGAAAGUGUAAUCACAACACUCGACCCAGAAAUGCAGGAUUAUUUACGUAAGGAUUUGGUUGUUUUCUGCAGUAAUUUUUAAAACUAAUUUUUGAUGGUAUCCCUUAGACAAAGGUGACUUAAUUGAGUCACGUGAUCGUGGUGCUCUUGUUAUAGGGACUGAGCAACCCUGGCAUGACGUCGUAGCUUUGGCUGUUGUUGAGGGCCAGGUGCUUGUGGCAUAUCUGAAGGGUCUCCCUGGUCUUCCUUGGAACCAGUUUCACUUUCCUUGUCAGAAUGUUAACAUCAUUUAUACUGACUUGAUUUGUGGACAGUGGUGUUGGUGUGUUCUUGAAUGGCCGAGGAGUUUAAAUGUGUGUACAUGUAUGUCAUCUCUGUGCUCACAGAAGUGCAUGCCAAAAAUCCUGGCCAUCUCUGCCACAUACCCCUUCCCAAACAUUGCACAGUUCUAACUGACAGUUUUGGCAGUCUUUAAAACAUUUGUAUAAGGAUUUCUAAUCUGCACACUGUGAGACAACUUGUUUUUCCCUAUGGAUUUUGUACUGUUCGUAGGCUUUAAAACAUAAAAAGGUCCAUCGGGCAAAUGCAACAGCUGUACGCCUUUACUGCAACUGAAUCCGCCCUAUGAGUCCUACAGUAUUUUGCUUCUGGUCCUCAGAAUUAUAUUUUUAGUUAUGGACACAAUAAGACUGCAAAGUGAUCAUGUCUCCAUGGAAAACUUUAAUCUUAGUAAAUUCAAUGCUUUGUUUUUAACAGGUGGAAGGGACCAAUCUAUAAACAUAGCUGUUACAACUGAUGAUUCUGAGGCAGUUGAAGCCAUUAAGGACGGUUUCCUACAGGUGUUUGAGCAUGUUGUGAUACAGCCACAUUCAUCUGUGUCAGGCAUUGCUCCCUUACCAGUGGGAUUCUCUGCCGGAGUUAAGGGAGCCCAGCACAGGAUAGCAAACUUAGUAAGAGGAAAGAAAAUCGUUGAAGGCCAGGUCAUUAUUGGUUUUGAAGAAAUGGUUUGUGAGCUUCUACCUGGAAAGUAAGUGUGUGUAUAGAGUCUUCUCACUACUCUGACUGGUCAUAUGGAUUGUGCUAUUAAUCAAGCAUGUCGCCAAGCGUGAGGUCAAAAUGGCUGGAUAUUAUUGGUCAAGUUAUUUUUUUGUUCCUUAUGGAACAAGAUAGAGUUGAGGCUUGUUCAAUAACAAAAUAAUCGUCUGCGAGCAAGCUCUCCAGGCUGCUCUGGCGGCAGGGUGGGAAAAGGAAGGAGGGCUUGCAACUACAUCUCCAGAAUUUGAAUUCCACCUCCAAUUCCCCUUUUUCUCCCCGUCGACUGAACUUUCAGAUUUUUGCCCAUCAGCGCAAGUGGAAACAAGCACGAAUGUAAACAGACAUUGAAAAUCACAUGCCAAGGGUAAUGACAUCAUUACUAAUGUCAUCUCUGCCAAUCAGCAUUUCGCAUCGACUUUUUCGGUGUAGAUAUUCAAACUCCAGAGACGUGGUUGCAAGCUCUCCUUCCUUUUCCCGCCCUGCCACUAGAGCACCCCAGUGAGCUUGCUCGCAUGCUAAUGAAUUAAUUGCCUUAUUCUCACUUGCUUCACAAGAAUUGAUUUUGCAAAAAGUCUUGAGCCAUUUUUCGCGAGCAAUUAAUUUCACGAUUUCUAGGGAUUUUUAGGGAUUUUUAGAUUUCCUGAGUAUUAAAUUUCACAAUUUUCCCCAAAUCGCAAAUACUCAUGAAAUUAAGUGAGAAUAAGGUAUUAUAUGGCCAAAUGCAGGAAAUCCUAAGCAUGCCUGCUCAGGAAGCUAAUCAGAAAACAAGAUUUGCUUCUUCUUGCCCACAGGUUAAUAUCCAGCCAUCUUAACCUAAAAGCUUGGUCAAUAAGAGAUUUAUUCAGAUCAUUAUACAAGUACAUUUCUGGGAAACUGCCCACCUACCCAUCCCCUAAGCCAACGUUAACACUUACUUCUCAUUUAGGGCAAAAUGUUGGCUUAGGGGAGGGUUAGGUGGGCAGUUUCGCAGAAAGGUAUAUUGAUCCAUUUAAAUAUAAUUUUUUCUAAGACCAAAUGAACCUUUCUUAGGAUUGGCUCACCUUGGCCACUCAGGUAACAGAACGUCCAGGUUUUCCUUAUCUUGCCCACUCUCAUAACCAGUCAUAUGAUAAUUAGCUAAUUAUUGGUUGGGUACCAGACUUCAGAGUGAUACAGUGUAGACCUGGUUUUCUACUCCUUUUACUUGUCUUUGUUUUCUUUAUGACUAACUUAAUUAAUUAUGGGUAUAGUUUCUCAUUACUUAUGUUAUGUAAAGAGUUACUCUCUACUUAAUGAAUUUGUUCUCUUUUGCUAGGUGGUUUGGCUUGACAUGUCUAGCUCUGAGUGACCCAACUUCAAAGUUAGAAUGUGAAACAUUCUCACAAUCAGUGCAUAUUCCCAAAUUGUACAUCUCUAAAGCAGAGGAGAGUACACCAUCAAACUAUAACUUGAGAUGGUCUGGCUUGUCAUAUACUCUUGGUGAAGUCAUUAUAGGUUCUGGACAGGCACAUGGUGACUGGCAGUCUAAACUCUCGGGUAAGCCACUUUUUCACUAUGGCUACUAACAUAGUAACCAAGGGCCUGUUUGCAUGGAGGUAGGGGACCCCAAGUAGGUGUGGUAACCAGCUUAGGUGGGGAAACCUGCCUGUCCAUAUGAUCUCUCAUUUUUUAUCAUGUUUACUUGAUAGGUGGGGUGACCACACGAGAGAUUAUAUUAUGGACAGGUGGGCUACCUCACCUGCCUGGGGUCCCCUACCUCCAUGUAAACAGGCCCUAAGGCUACUAAAUAGUCUGAAAAAGUCCCAUAUGAUGGGGCAUUUCACUGUCUUUUCUACAGUAGCUGUAACUAUCCCAGUCGGUGCCAACUGCCCUGUUGGUAGAGAGAACAUAAAAGAGACCUUUAGAUUCUAAGACAAGUACAACAGCAAGUACGAGAUUUGACUUAAAGCUUUUUCGCAUAUUCUCAAAAUAUAGACUCCCCGGAAAGCUUCAUUUUACCAUUUUUCACUAGAAAAGUUUGCACUGUUGCCUUUAGUGAAGGAGGUUACAUCCUCUCCUGAUUGCAAAAUGAUAAAAAUUCUAACAUUUCAUAACCUGUUUCUGCCACUUUGACAUUCCUGCUAAAACUCGUAGAAGAGUGAUCAAUGGCUACCACAUUUUCCCACCAAAAUAAUGCUGUGAAUGCUGUUUAACGCACGAGCACUACUUAGUACUGAGAAAAUCUUGUACUCGCUGUCCUACUUGUCUUAGGAUCUAAAGCUCUCUAAUCAUGUAACUCAACUAUUGCCCACUCUUGAGUUAUAUGACACAUUAGAGACCUUAAUAGGGUUUGCAUUUGAGCAAGGGUCAUUUUGGUGGGAAAACUUGAUAGCCGUCGUCAUUCUACUGGGAGUUUUAGCGAGAAUGUUGGAAAGGUGGAAACAAGUUAUCAAAAUGUUUGAAGUCUUAUCAUUUUGCAAUUGGGAGAGGGCUUAACCUUUUGCAAUAAAGAUAACAGUGCUAACUUUUCUGGUGAAUCAAACAUACAAUGAAGCUUUCUGGGGGGUCUAUUUUGUGAGAAUACCCAAAAAAACCUUUCAUUUAAAUCUUGUACUAGUAGUGGUUCUUGUCCUUCAAUCUAAACCUAAGGUCUCUAUUGUCAAAUGGCACUGUGUUUCUAGUGACAUGCCUUACAAAGAAAUAUCAGAAAAAAAUUAAUUUCCAAAGACCAGUCUGUCACCAUUCAUCAUAUACGGUACAAAAUGUAAAACAAUUUGGUAAAAGUUUACAUGUAAUUUAAGUAGUAAGGAUGUGUAUAUAUUUGGUUAAUGAAGGAAAUGAAAAAAGGUAACAAAAAAAACAACAACAACAACUGGCAACCAAUAGCGUAGCACGCGAAUGACGUCAAAGUGACUAAUUUGCAAUUUUUGUCUGAUUUUUGUCAGACAGACAAACAUGACUUUUUAAUGGCAAAAGUCAGACAAAAGUGAGGAAACGCCACUCUUAUUUUACAGUUUGUCUGAGUUUCGGGUCUAUAAAGUAGUAACUGCGCGCAAUGCUAUUAUUCAUAUUGGUUAAUGUUCCAUUAAUUAUCACUGAUCUUGUUAUCAUUGAUUUUUGCUGUUUUCCCUUCAGGUUCCUCCAAACGACAGAUUCUUACUCUAGCUGCAAGAACACUAGCAGGGCAAUUUAGAGACAGAUUAAAAGCUUGUGCUGAUUCUCUCAUGGAAAAUGCAGUGGUUAUGUAAUAUUAAUUCACAGUCAUAGUUAUUUAAAUGAUAGUUAUUAUUAACAAUCCAUUGACACUGUUACAAGUUAGCACAGAUAGUUGCUUUCUACUGUGAGUUAAAAAGAUGCCACAGGUACUUUCUUAAAGAUAAUUUGCUACUGUACACAAUACGUCAUGACUUUUCCUCAGUGGCAAAUUAUUUCAUUCACAGACUCAAAUUGCAGAGUGAGUCAGAAGAUGACUUAAAUUUGGAUAACACUGGUAAUUGUAAUAGACAAGUAAAAUAAUUUAUAAGUGAAGAGAGGAUGAAAUAAAGCCUAAAGUGGGUCUUGAUCAAAUACCAAAUUCUGUCUUUGAUUCACAAAAAUAUACAAGGUAAAUUGAAAGGAGAAUCUAGUUACUUAACAGAGGUCACUUGGGGUGUCGUUCCAGGCACCCUUUCAUUAUAAUUUUUGGUGAAAGAGAAAUGAAUAUAGCACAUUUAGGGACCUUUGUUCGCUUUUAUUCUCCCCUAUAAGAAGAUUGGGAAAGAAGAAUUAACCCCGGGCUAAUAAAAAACUAAAAACUGUGCCCUUUUUGGCAUUAGACUUUUUAGCUUUUUAGCUGAGACUGCGUGAUGGUACCCCAGAGAACUGUUUCUUUUAAAUGUCGUCCUAUGCAUAUGCAUCCACGAGCAUAUGGUGGAUACCGUAAAAUUCCGAAAAUAAGCCCCGGGGCUUAUUUUUUUCCAAGGCGUUUUUUGAGGGGCUUAUACGGUGGGAAAUUUGCUUUUCAAAGUCGGUUAGGCUUAUACUGGGAGGGAAAUUUACGUCCCAAAAUCGAUUGGGCUAGCUUAUAGUUCGAAGUAAAUUUAUGUCAGUAGUUUGCGGAACGUUUUUACUGAAACUCGCCUUAAGGACGUAGAACUUACUAAAACUCAGCCAUGCCAGUACUUUGUCUAUACGGAGCGAGGAAAUCUAAACCAAGAGUUCAUUUGGCACAAGUAAAAGUACUUUGGCAAAUGCAAAAGUUUAUGUGUUACUGUACAGUCUUUGUUUUCCAAGUACAAACCCCCGGGGGCUUAUAUUUGGAAGGGCGAUUUAACGGAGGGUUUUUUUGCGUCGAGAGUUUGGGGGGCUUAUAUUUGGAGGGGCUUAUUUUCGGAAUUUGUAGGUAAUUUAUGAAAAGACUAAAGGCAAAUUCCCCGGAGAACAUCACGUGCGCUGAAUUGGGAAACAAGACUUACAAGCUAAAAAGGUCAAUAGAUGUAGAUUGUAGAUUUUUAUUUUCUUUCUUUCUGAAACCAUUACAUCAAGUCUCGUGCAAUUGAACUGACUAAAUGGUAUACAGCAUUUCUCUAAGCAUUUCAUACCGUUGUUUGUUUAAUUAUCAAUCAGAUUUCUAAGGGAAAAAAUUACCGCUGUUAGUCGAUCUGUUUCUCCAAAAAUUUCCACUGAUCGUUUUUGCCAUGUUAUUUUUAAUAUCUUUAUUUUAUUUACCGGUAAUGCCUUUUAAAAAAGUACAGCGAAAAUUUAUGUUAUAAAAUUCAAAAGAUUAUUCGAAUACAUUAGUUAGGCUUUCUACAGGGGCACCCAACGGGAAUAUAGUUCAAAACCACUUAAACAUAGCAUUGUUAAACGUAUUUUAGUAUUUAAACGGUAGAUAUAGGCAUAUUUUUAUCCCCUAAAAAUUUUUCAUCUGUUCGGAUUUCCUAGCUGAAAGUCUAGUGAUCCGAAAAUUAUAGGGAUCAAAACUUACCUU
Porites lobata is the source of this 6715-nucleotide messenger RNA. The record is from the annotation of a GenBank genome assembly. NCBI's taxonomy places the organism in Eukaryota, Metazoa, Cnidaria, Anthozoa, Scleractinia, Poritidae.